AUGGCUCACCCCAGCGUAAGAGCAGAGCCUAUUGCAAUCGUAGGAAGCGCUUGUCGCUUUCCUGGAUCCGCAAGCUCUCCUUCCAAACUAUGGACACUACUUUCACAGCCUCGUGAUCUUGGCUUCGAGAUCCCCGCAGAUCGGUUCGGAAAAGGGUUCUAUCACCCUAACGGUGCCCAUCAUGGAACCACCAAUGUACAACAUGCAUACCUGCUAGAAGAAGACAUCCGUGUGUUUGAUGCUUCAUUUUUCAAUAUUCAUUCAAAGGAAGCAGACUCGAUCGAUCCGCAACAGCGGUUACUCCUGGAAACGGUCUAUGAAGCCAUGGAGAGUGGCGGKCAUACGAUCGAAGGACUUCGAGGUUCUGAUACUGCCGUUUAUACUGGUACAAUGAGUGUCGAUUGGAUGGAUCAAGGUGUUAGGGACUUUGACACCAUGCCACAAUAUUUCGCCACGGGUUCUAAUCGGGCCAUCAUAUCCAACCGUAUUUCAUAUGUGUUUGACUGGAGGGGACCUAGAGAAUCGCGUGUUGCCGUGGCAUGCGGUACUCAAGUGAUCCUUAACCCAGAACAGUUUAUUGCGGAAAGUAAGCUGCAGAUGCUUUCACCAACAGGUCGGUCACGUAUGUGGGACAAAGAUGCUGAUGGGUACGCUCGUGGUGAGGGUACGGCUGCUAUUAUUAUGAAGAAACUUAGCGAUGCGAUCGCAGACGGAGAUUACAUUGAGAGUAUCAUUCGCGAGACAGGAACUAACCAAGACGGCCGAACCCCUGGUCUCACAAUGCCAAGUUCAGAAGCGCAGUCUGCAUUGAUACAUACAACUUAUAAGAAAGCUGGCCUGGAUCCCGUCAACAAUCCCCGUGAUAGACCUCAAUAUUUCGAGGCCCACGGCACUGGAACUCAAGCAGGCGACCCAAGAGAAGCUGCCGCUAUUUACGAGUCGUUCGGUCGUCAUAUUUCCGCAUACGAAACUCCGUUGUAUGUGGGUUCCAUUAAGACAGUAAUUGGUCAUCUUGAGGGUGCCGCGGGUCUUGCUGGUCUUCUCAAAGGCUCAGCUAGCAUUCAGAAGGGAUACAUCGCACCAAAUCUCCUCUUCAAGAACCUGAACCCAAAGCUUGAGCCCUACUACAAGAGUCUACAAGUACCGACAGAAUUGACUCCCUGGCCAGCAGUCCCUGAAGGCGUGCCUCGACGUGUUAGUGUCAAUAGUUUUGGAUUUGGUGGUAGUAACGCGCACGCAAUCUUAGAACAGUACACCGGAUCUAGUGGCGCAGAAACGCCCACUUCUUCCGAUGCCACAACGUUCACACCAUUCGUGUUUUCAGCAAUGUCUGAGAACUCUUUGGUAGCACAAUUGCAAGCCUACUCCGACCAUCUGAAAACUCACAGUGACAUCAGCCCACACGAUCUUGCAUGGACAUUGCAAGCACGAAGGAGUCACUUUCCACUUAAGAUAGCUUUCUCUGCACUUACAAUCGAACAGUUGGCAUCGAAAAUUGAUGCCAAACUUGAAACACUUCAGACAAAACCGGGCACUGCUCUGGGAGUUCGUGCAAGUUCCAGACAGACCAAUGGUGCUCCUCACAUACUUGGCGUCUUCACCGGCCAAGGAGCUCAAUGGGCAUCCAUGGGAGCGCAAUUGAUUCGCUCCUCUGAGUUCGUGCGCAACAGACUUCGGGACCUUGAGAAGUCGUUGGCGUCUUUGCCCGCAGAUGAUCAGCCCAAAUGGAACCUCACAGAACAAAUACUUGCUGGAAAAGAAACUUCACGCAUUGCUGAGGCCGCGUUAUCACAGCCUCUUUGUACCGCAAUUCAGGUUGUUCUAGUAGAUCUCCUACGUACUGCUGGAAUCAAUUUCACCACCGUAGUAGGGCAUUCAUCAGGCGAAAUUGGUGCUGCUUAUGCGGCAGGCUUCCUUUCAGCUGGAGACGCUAUUCGUGUUGCCUACUACAGGGGAUUAUACGCAUAUAUGGCAGAUGGUGGGAGUGGUCAGAAGGGUGCCAUGCUUGCGGUAGGAACUUCUUGGGAGGAUGCUCAUGAGCUCAUCAACCUAAGGAGGUUCAAAGGUCGUCUUGCUGUCGCUGCCCACAAUUCUCCAGCAAGUGUGACUCUGUCAGGAGAUGCUGAUGCGAUCGCUCAUGCUAAGCGGGUCUUUGACGAGGAAAAGAAAUUUGCAAGACUACUUCAAGUAGACACCGCCUAUCACUCCCACCAUAUGCUUCCAUGUGGUGACCGCGUGACUGGGAGUGACAAGCCGAUGACUGCAGUCGAUGAACUCCAAGAUGAGUACUGGAGGGACAAUAUGACAAAGUCAGUCUUGUUUUCUGAGGCUGUGCAGAAUGCAUUCGCUUCUGAUGACCAAAUGCAUCUCGGUCUCGAAGUUGGUCCACACCCGGCACUCAAGGGCCCCGUGGCACAGAAUGUCAACGAUGACCGUUCUACCCCAUUCACUUACACUGGUGUUCUGAGCCGUGGCCAAAACGACAUCGAGGCAUUUGCGGACGGUCUUGGCUUUGUGUGGACGCAACUGGGCGCCGGCGGUGUCGAUUUCCAGUCGUACGAAAAAGCCGUGACAGGUUCAAAAGACUCAAAAUAUACCCAGCCAAAAAAGAUUCGUUCUCGAGCGGAGCCAAACCACGAAAUUCUAGGAAGUCUAUCACCCGAGUCUACCCCACAAGAUAUGCGAUGGUCGAACAUACUCAAAGUGUCAGAGAUGCCAUGGCUAAGCGGGCAUCAAAUCCAAGGGCAAAUGAUUUUCCCUGCCGCCGGAUAUGUCGCUAUGGCAAUCGAGUCGUCCAAGAUUCUUGCGGCUGAUAGAAGUGUCAAGACAUAUGAGCUUUAUAAUUUGUCCAUCCCCAGAGCGACUGUUAUUGAUGAUGCAGACAAUGCUAGUGUUGAAACUCUUGUCACUUUGACGAAGAUUCAGUAUCACCAGGAUCAAACAGCAACUGCUGACUUCUCCUGUUACGCACUAGCCGUCACCAGCACCGGAUCGAAACAAGAAAUGGCGAUCAAUGCUACAGGUACCGUCAAGAUAAUUUUCGGAGAACCAGAUGUUGACGCAAUAUCUUCUACACCCCUGGAAGACUACAACCUGCGCGCAGUUGACAGCGAUGAAUUCUAUGAAUUCCUUUCCAAGCUUGGAUAUGGCUAUACAGGUCCAUUUAGAGCGUUGACAUCUACCAAACGUCGACUUGGCCACUCCAGUGGUCUGAUUGACACUUACGCUUAUGCUGAUUCUGAGCCUUCUAGAUACCUUAUUCAUCCCAGUACCCUCGAUGUUGCGUUCCAAGCCUCGAUACUCGCGUACACAUCUCCAACGGAUGAGCGACUUUGGUCUCUGCACGUCCCAACGGUAAUUGGAACCAUUAGGGUUAAUGCAGCAACGUGUGCUUUACCACUCCCUAAUGGUUCCCGCGUACCUGUUUACUCUGUCCUCGAGGACUCAGAAGCUUUCUCUGGGUUCAUCGAACUAUUGAGUGAGGAUGGCCAACAUAGCAUGGUCCAGGUCGAAGAUUUGGUGAUCAAGCCUUUGGCUCCGGCUGCAGAAUCAGACGAUCGCGUCAUGUUCACUCAUACAAAGUUUGCUCCAGCCGUGGCAGAUGGUGCUAUUGCCUCAGAUGGCCAACAGCCUUCCUCCUACGAACUUGAUCUGAGUCUUAUUUGCGAAAGGCUCUGUUAUUUCUAUAUUUCGAAAUGGGCCUCCGAACUCACUGAUGAAGAUUGGAAGAACGGCCCGGCGCACUUCCUGCACCUUCGCAACUGGGUCAAGCAUACCAUGUUUCCUUCGGAAUCUUUCACCAUGGUGCUGAUGCUUGCCUUUAAUGUAGUUCUCCUCAAUGUUGCCAAGGGUAAAAACCCACAUAUCAAGCGAGAAUGGUCAAAGGAUACUCCCGAAUUCAUCGAGAAAUUGGUCAGUCCGUACGAGAAAGAUGGCAACGUCAAGAUAAUUCGUGCUGUGGGUGACAAUCUGCCCGCCUCUGUCCGCGGCGAAACGACCAUCUUAGAGCACAUGAUCAAAGACGACAUGCUCGAGCAGCACUACAAGAAGAGUUUAGGAGCGGAAGUGGCCAAUGAAUUCUUGGCCAAUAUGAUGAAGCAAAUCAUCCAUCGCUAUCCACACGCAAAAAUUCUCGAAAUCGGUGCUGGUACUGGUGGAGCCACCAAGGCAGUCCUUGACACCAUUGAGGGUGCCUUUUCAUCUUACACGUACACCGACUUGAGUGUCGGUUUCUUUGGGCUUGCAGAAAAGAUGUUCGAAGCUUACAGCGACAAGAUGGAAUUCAAGACCUUCGAUGUGGAGAAACUGCCGAAAUCUCAGGGUUACGAACCCAAUUCAUACGAUAUCGUGAUCGCUUCCAAUUGUUUGCAUGCAACUCGUUCACUGCAAACGACAUUAGAACACACUCGACAACUCUUGAAGCCUGGUGGGUAUCUCUUGAUCUUGGAACUGACCAUGCCCAUUGAGGUCAUUCGCACCAACAUGAUCUUCGGUGUACUUCCCGGUUGGUGGCUCGGUGUGGACGAUGGUAGGAAAUUGUCACCAACCAUCUCCCGUGGCGGUUGGCACUCGAUACUGCGCAAAACAGGUUUCUCCGGCAUCGACACAAUCAAUACUGAUGUUAGUCCUAUUACCUGGCCGGCUUCGGUCGUCGUUUCUCAAGCAGUCGACGACCGAGUGCAAUUUUUGCGCCGGCCAUUGUCUGCGCCGGCCACUUCGGCCCCUAUCUAUAUUGAGUCGCUUGUUAUCCUUGGAAACGGUACGCUAGAGACUGCGCGAGUGGCCGAAGAAUUACAAGAUCAUCUACAACGUUUUUGUGGUGAGAUCACCCUUCUUGACAGCUUGCCAACUGAGGAAGAUGCGUUCAGUCUGAAUCCGAUGAGCACAUUCAUCAACCUGGUGGACCUUGACUCGCCGAUUUUCAAAGAUAUAACCGAAGACAACAUGGAGGGUGUUAAACGUAUGUCUGAAUUGGCGAAGAACAUAUUAUGGAUCACCCAAGGUGCCUUAGCAAASGAGCCAUAUCACAUGGCAAGUAUUGCUUUCUGCCGCGCUUUGCGCACAGAGGCGCCGCAUGUUAGCUUGAACAACCUCGAUAUCUCAGACAUACAGCAGGAUAACAUCUCGAAAUCUAUCGCAGAGCAUCUGCUGCAGCUGUAUGCUCUUGAAGAGUGGGAGCAAGAACCCCAGCCGCUUUUGUGGUCCAAAGAACGCGAGUCUUUCAUAGAAGAUGGAAAGCUGAAAAUUCCACGAAUCGUUGCCAAUAACAAUCUAAAUGCUAGAUUGAAUUCUAGCAGACGAUUAGUCACAAAACAAAAGAUCGAGGACAGUGACAAAGUUUCGUUCUUGCCAUCAAGCGACACAACCCCGGCGUCUCUAGUCAACAUAGCAUCUCUAGACGAACAUGAAAGCUCUAUCAAAGUUGAGACUUCGAGUGCAAUGGCAAUCAAGGUUGACUUGAGCACUACGUUGUUCAUUGCUAUUGGCAGGGAGCACGGAUCCACAGAGAGUACAACUGUGCUCCUUUCAACCACCAAUACUAACAAGCAAUCUCCAGUUGUGCAAACGACUGUUCCCGAAUUUAGUAGCAUGUCAUCAGAGAAACUCCUAAUUCUUGUCGCAAGCGAAUUGCUGGCGGAAAGUUUAACUAACAACUUGUCUUCGGGUAAUCAUUUACUGCUGCACUGUUCUAAGGAAGAUAGAUUCCUGGUAGAGGCAUUGUCUCGACGAAUUGCAAACCAAAAUGUCCGUCUCAGCAUCACAUAUGACUCCGCAGAAAAAGUUAGCAGUCUGCAAGGUCCAACCUGGAUCAAGAUCGGUGAACGUACACCUCGCCAUUUCUUACGCAAAGCACUUCGCGUUGCAAAGCCUUCACACUAUCUUGACUUGACGGCUACGUCUUCUUCUGGUCAAUCUGGAGGACACCUUGGAGCUCGUAUUGCUCAGGACCUGCCUGCUGGUUGCAAGAAAAUUGAUGCAUCCACUCUAUUCCACCCCGAGUCAUCGCUGCCUGUUUCUUACAAUGAAUCAACCUUGGUUGGUCAUCUUGAGGGCGCCGUCACAAAGGCAAUUACCAAUUCAGCUACGGAGAAGGAAUUUCAAAGUUUGGUCGUUGAACUUAGCCAGGUCGAGGAGCCAUCGACACAGUACUAUGCAACUAGUGCGGUUCGCUGGCCUUCGGACGGGCUGGUGAAGACAAAAGUGCGUCCCCUUGAUGUCUCAGGCUUCUUCUCUAAAGACAAGACCUAUGCACUUAUCGGAUUGAGCGGUGCAAUUGGACAAUCGCUUGCUGAGUGGAUGGUCUCUAACGGCGCGGGCUGCGUUGUUUUGACGAGUAGGCGUCCUGAUAUUGAUCCAAGAUGGAUUGAUUCCUUCAAAGAAUCAGGUGCAACAGUCAAAGUACUCCCAAUGGAUGUUACGGACAUUGAUAGUGUAGAGAGUGCCGUUAAAAUCAUUAGGGAUACCUGCCCCCCAAUCGCUGGUGUGGCGCACGGAGCCAUGGUCCUCCACGAUUCGCUCUUUGCAAGAAUGUCAGCAGACAAGAUGCAACAGAUUAUUGGACCCAAGGUCGACGGUGCGAUCAACCUCGAAACUGCGUUCAGUGAAGACGACCUUGACUUUUUUGUCAUGUUCUCCUCAGUUUCGAUGGUUUGUGGAAACGCGGGUCAAUCAUUGUACGCUGCCGGAUGUGGUUACUUGAAUGGUUUGGCCAGGGAGAGACGCAAGCGAGGUCUUGCGGGCUCCACUUUCGAUAUUGGCCGUGUCGUUGGUAUAGGUUAUGUCGAGUCGGCGGCCCAAGUUGUCCGGGAUCAAUUAAUCGGACUGGGACUCAAGCCCAUUUCUGAAGCAGAUCUACGCAAUGCAUUCGCAGAAACUAUCCGAGCCGGUUUCCCACAACCCGAGGACAAAGACACACUUCCUGAAGCAGUUGUAACCAUGGGCGUUCGUCACUUCCGGGAAGACGAGGAUGUAAAAGGGCCGUGGUUCACCAAUCCCCUCUUCUCGCACUGCAUCAUUGAGAAACCAAGCAGUCAAUCAAGCUCCGGGGAUCAACGAAAGAAGACAUCCCUUCCUUUGAGCCAGCAACUCGCCCAAGUAGAGUCGAAGAAGGAAGCUUUGGAAGUCAUAAUUGAUUGUUUCUCGGAGAAAUUAGGUGUCAUAUUACAGCUUGGGGAUCAAGCAAUCGACCGUGAUGCGCCACUAAACGAGCUUGGAAUCGAUUCCUUGGUGGCGGUUGAAGUGCGAGCGUGGUUCUUGAAAGAACUAAAGGUUGACAUUCCGGUGCUCAAGAUUAUUGGAGGAGCCUCACCCACAGAGCUUUGCCAAAAAGCACUGGAACUCCUACCGGAUGCAGUCUUAUCUGGCAUCGGGGCAUCAAAGGCUGAGGUCCCGAAAUCCGCUGCAAAGUUGGACCUGAAAGUGCCUUCCCAGCAGCAGGUUUUAGAUUCGGGUUCAAGCUCCAACACAUCUAAAGCCAACUCGACUCCCGGAUCUAUGUCUCCUACUAUCACAACGCCGUCCACAGCGCAGUCAUUUGUAGGUUCCGAAGCGGGCGAUGAGGUCCCUACCGUUGCAGAGUCUCAGAAGGCUAAUGCGAAAGCAGACGCAUUCCCUCCUGAACGUCGACCACAAAAGUUCUUGAAGAGCGUUCCCAUUUCCCUCGCGCAAUCUCGAUACUGGUUCCUUCAACAUCUACUCGCCGACCAAAGCACGCACAAUGUCGCCACAUAUUACCGCAUCACGGCAGAUCAGACUGCGGAAGGCGAAGCUAGUCAGAAGAUCAUGCCUAGUUCCCCGCUACGCCUUGAGGUUAAGAAAAUCAAUUCUGAAGAAGAUGUUGCGACUGAGUAUGCAAAGAUAAGAACUUACGAACUUAACUUGGAGACCGGUGAUUUGUUGAAACUGGUUCUCCUGACCCUCUCACCGUCAGUUCAUUUCCUUCUCAUGAACUACCAUCACAUCAUCAUGGAUGGUAUUAGCUGGCAAGUCUUCCUUGCCGACCUACAAAAGGCUUACAACGGCGAAUCCCUCGGAGCACCUCCACGGCAAUACCCAGAAUUCUCUGUGACUCAGCGCAAGGCUUUGGAGAGUGGAGCGAUGGAUGAGCAGCUCAAUUACUGGCGACAGAUGUUCCCUACCAAUGACCCGCCAACGGUUUUGCCACUGUUGCCAAUGUCUCGUGUCAGUGCCAGAAAAUCCAUGAAGAUAUACGAUACCCAUCAAGUAGAGUUCCGACUGGAGCCAGACUUGUUAGCGCAAGUAAAGUCUUUCUCAAAGGCCAAUGGAGCUUCCCCAUUCCAUCUUUAUCUGGCCGCCUUCAAAGCUAUGCUCUUUAGCUUCAUGGAUGCACCAGAUUUGACAAUUGGCGUUGCUGAUGCGGGCCGCUCCGAGCCCAAUCUGCAGGGUAGUAUUGGGUUCUUCCUCAAUCUGCUUCCCCUGAGAUUCCGACGUCAAGAGAAUCAGCAAUUUACCGAUGCGAUGAUUGAGGCUCGAAACGUCCACUAUGCGGCGCUUGAGAAUUCUCGGGUACCGUUUGAUGUUCUCUUGGCCGAGUUGAACGUGGCUCGUUCCUCAUCGUAUAGUCCAAUCUUCCAGGCUUUUCUUGACUACCGCCAGGGCUUCCCGACAAAGCAUCCAUUUGGCAAUACUGAGUUCGAAAUCAAGACAGUUAAUCAUGGACAAAGUGCAUAUGACAUUACCCUAGAUGUGACUGAUAGCGCCGUGGAUACGAUUGUCAUGAUCCGGGCACAAAAGAGUCUGUAUGACAAGAUGGCUACGGUUCUAUUUUCUGAGACCUUUACUCAUUUCCUCGAGAUUCUGACCAGUGAUCCGUCUUUGACUCUGAAGAAUACCCCUCUCUAUGGCAAAAAGCAGCGCAACAAUGCCAUCCACGUUGGCUGUGGUCCCCGUCUGAUCUCCGACUGGCCAGCAACACUGCCCCAUCGAAUUGAUCAAGUUGCCCAGGAUAACGGAAAUAAAGUCGCCCUCACGGAUGGAUUUGGCAAUGAACUCACGUACAAAAAAAUGACAGAUCGUAUCGAAGCGAUUGCUGAGGUGCUGAUAACCAAGGGGGUAGGCACUGGCUCUCGAGUGCCUGUCUUUCAACAAGCAGCUUCGGAUUGGGUUUGUUCCAUGCUCGCCAUCAUGCGUGUGGGCGCUAUCUAUGUACCACUAGACCUCCGAAAUCCUCUUCCUCGUCUUGCUUCAGUUGCAAAGAACUGUGAACCAGCAGCGAUCCUCGCAGAUGCAACUACAGUGCACGAUGUUCCCCAGCUCGGUGUCGUUGACGCCCAUGUCAUCGAUGUAACUACUGUCAGUUCCAAGGCUUCGGGUCCUAUUACGAACUCUGCACAGCCAGACUCUCCAGCUGCAAUACUCUAUACUAGUGGCUCUACAGGAACACCAAAGGGUAUUGUGGUCAAACACUCGGGUCUCCGGAACGAGAUUGAGGGCUAUACAAAGAUGUGGAAAUUAGGCGCCGAGCGAACCCUGCAGCAGAGUGCAUUCACUUUCAAUCAUUCUUCGGAUCAGAUAUACACAGGUCUCACUAAUGGCGGCAGCGUCUAUAUCGUCCCAUGGAGCGCACGUGGUAAUCCUCUUGAAAUCACCAAGAUCAUGCAUGAACAGUCAAUUACGUAUACCAAGGCAACACCUUCCGAGUAUAUGCUCUGGAUGCAGUACGGUGGUGAUCAGCUCCGGCUUGCGUCAAAAUGGCGUUCCGCCUUUGGUGGUGGUGAAAGUUUGACCACCACCGUCACCAACGAAUUCGCCAAACUCGAUCUUCCAGACUUGCGUUUCUACAAUUCAUACGGCCCUACAGAGAUUUCAAUUUCAUCUACGAAGAUGGAGAUUGCAUACCGCGAGAAGCAAGAGUUGGAGAGCAUGGGACGCAUUCCGUGCGGUUAUUCUCUGCCAAACUACGAUACCUACAUCGUAGACGAGGAAAUGAGACCGGUGCCCAUUGGAGCCCCUGGAGAAAUUUGUAUUGGCGGCGCUGGUGUGUCGCUGGGUUAUUUCAAAAAUCUGGAGCUCACAGAAAAGCAUUUUGUGCAGAAUCCCUUCGCAACGCCUGAGGAUAUCGCCAAUGGCUGGACACGCAUGUACCGGACGGGKGAUAUUGCCCACUUGCGCGAAGACGGCGCCAUGGUGUUCCAUAGCCGUAUUGCAGGCGACUCGCAAGUCAAGAUUCGCGGUCUACGCAUUGAACUUAGCGACAUUGAAACUAACAUCAUAGCAGCAUCUGGUGGUGCAAUCAACGAGGCAGUAGUAACCUUGAGGGAAGGCGACCCCGAGUUCUUGGUCGCGCAUGUGGUAUUUGCGCCGAACCAUGGUGUCGCCGACCAGGAGACCUUCUUGGAGCGACUGCUAAGUAAUUUGGACGUGCCGCAGUAUAUGGUCCCUGUGGUGGCCAUUCCUUUGGACAAGUUCCCGCUUUCCAAUCACUCGAAAGUCGACCGGAAAGCGAUCAAGGAGUUGCCGUUGCCCAAGAAGGCGCAGGCAGUGCAAGAAGAUGAUAUAGAACUCACAGAGACAAUGGUACAGUUGCGCGGUGUCUGGCGCGAGGUACUUGGCAAAAGCAUCAAAGAUCUUGGACUGGAGAUUGGUCCCUCAACCAGCUUCUUCUUUGUUGGCGGCAACUCACUCCUGAUUAUUCGUCUUCAGUCACAGAUUCGCAUUACGUUCAACACUGCGUUGUCCCUGAUUGAUCUUCUUAGUGCCAAUACGCUUAGUGAAAUGGCGCACAAGAUUGACGAGUCGGCGAGCGUGGCUCCCCUCGACUGGGAGGCCGAGACUGCUCCUCCCAUUAUCCCUGCGUUUCUCAACGGGGUUUCCAAAACCCGCGCCACAGCUAAAGAGAGAAUAACUGGUAAGACGGUCGUCGUCACAGGAGCGACGGGUUUCCUAGCUCAGCACGUCAUGCCACAGCUUGCAGCCAGAUCCGACGUCGAGACAAUCCACUGCGUCGCAGUUCGAGAUCCCGCCAAACUCACCUUGACAUCUCCCAAGGUGAGAUUUCACGCUGGUAAUCUUUCGGCACCGCUACUCGGUCUCAGUACGGAGGACUUUAUCGAUAUUGCAACCCAGGUAGAUGUCAUACUUCAUAUGGGCGCCGCACGCUCCUUCUGGGACAAUUACAACGUUCUGCGGCCUAGCAACGUGCAUCCUAUCAAAGAGCUUCUCAAACUGGCUGCUCCAGGCAAAGUACCAAUUCAUUUCAUGUCAACUGCAAGCGUGUUUGGCGGCAAUGACAUUGACACCGUCUCAGCCGCCGACAGCGUGCCCCCUCUUGACGGAACGGAUGGAUACUCAGCAACGAAAUGGGCUAGCGAGCGAAUCCUCGAGCGCGCUGGUGCAACGCUCGGAAUUCCUUCCUCCAUCUACCGAUUCUGUCCUGCGACAACACAUGAGGCUGCGCCCAAAGAGCUUCUAGACUUGUUCGCUCACUUCGUGGAAAUUACCAAGGCAAUGCCCGACGCAAGCGGCUGGGCUGGGCGUAUGGACAUGAUUCCAGCCGCGAAUGUUGCAAGCUGGCUGUGCGAGUCGACCGUUGCCAAUGUCACGAAUAACGGCAUCAAUUUUACACAUUACCCGGGCAAAGUCAGCGUCUCGGUGGACGAACUGAUGCCGCAUCUUGAGAAUCAGAUGAGUGGACGAGACGAUCUUACACGCAUCCCGUUGCUUAAGUGGACUGGAGUUAUCAAAAGGGCUGGCUUUGAGUACUUCAUGAUGUCUCAUGAAGCUAGUAUCGAGAAGGAGGCUAAAUUGGAAAUGCGGAGGUAA
This is a messenger RNA of Talaromyces amestolkiae, 11781 nucleotides long. RefSeq lists its product as uncharacterized. Bases 1 to 11781 code for a protein of 3926 amino acids. NCBI's taxonomy places the organism in Eukaryota, Fungi, Ascomycota, Eurotiomycetes, Eurotiales, Trichocomaceae. The record is from RefSeq and is a predicted model, not a curated record. The transcript is spliced from 16 exons. Gene Ontology annotation, biological process: secondary metabolite biosynthetic process; fatty acid biosynthetic process. Gene Ontology annotation, molecular function: phosphopantetheine binding; fatty acid synthase activity.